GUCCUCUGCGAGGUUCAAGAGAGUCUAGGUGGUAGACGCAUCGUGUCAGCGUAAUACGGCCGCUAAAGCCGUGCAGAACUGGCCCUGCGGGAUGGCAGCCUCUGAGGAGGAGCCUGAGGCCUUGACGGAGCUGCUGGACGUCGCGCGCCGGCUGGAAAAUUUGCCUGUGAGCGCAUGGCCCCCAGGGACAGAGCCAGAGCCCUUUCAGUAUACUCCUGAUCAUGUAGCCGGGCCUGGAGGAGACACUGACCCCACUCUAAUAACCUUUCCCGGAUGCGUUUGUCUCAAAACUCCCUGCCUCCCUGGAACUUGCUCCUGUCUCCGUCGUGAGAAGAACUAUGAUGAUAAUUUAUGCCUCAGACACAUAGGAUCAGAAGCAAAGUGCGCUGAGCCAGUUUUCGAAUGCAAUGUCCUGUGUCAGUGCAGCGACCACUGCAGGAACAGAGUGGUGCAGCGGGGUCUGCAGUUCCGCCUCCAGGUGUUCAAGACAGAUCGCAAAGGCUGGGGACUUCGUACCUUGGACUUUAUACCAAAAGGACGGUUUGUCUGUGAAUAUGCUGGCGAGGUUUUAGGAUUCUCGGAAGUACAGAGAAGAAUUCAGUUACAAACAAUACACGAUUCGAAUUACAUUAUAGCCGUCAGGGAGCAUGUUUAUAAUGGGCAGGUAAUGGAAACGUUUGUUGAUCCUACCUCUAUAGGAAAUAUUGGAAGAUUCCUUAACCAUUCUUGUGAGCCAAACCUAUUGAUGAUUCCUGUCCGAAUCAACUCGAUGGUACCAAAGUUGGCACUUUUUGCAGCCAAAGACAUUCUGCCAGAAGAAGAACUCUCUUAUGACUAUUCAGGAAGAUUUCUUAAUCUACUGGAUAGUGAAGACAAAGAAAGGUUAGAUAAUGGGAAAUUAAGGAAACCUUGUUAUUGUGGUGCUGAAUCAUGUGCUGCGUUCCUGCCUUAUGACAGCUCACUGUACUGCCCCUUAGAAAAGCCAAACACGAGUGAGGAAGGAAGAGUAUAGCAGAAGCGUGUCUGGCCUCGCAGUGGAGGAGAACGAGGAGGGAUCGAGCGUGCUUGGCUCAGCCCUUCCUGGGUUCCCCUCUUACAAGCAACUUACCCUCAGGGUCAGUCUCCGCUCCGUGGUAGGAAGCUUGCCCCUCACUGUAGGGGAGCCCAGUGGUUGUCACUUAGGAAUGUGGCAGAGACUACAGAUUGUCCAGCAACACUCUCUCUCCCCUUCCAUCAUAGAAUUCUCAGUUUUUAGCUGGGUACAUGACUGCCGAGAAUACUCGCUUUUCCUAGUGAGACGUGGCUGAGGGACUACGUCAUAGCUAGUGGGAUAUGAGGGAAAACACUGUGCCCUUCAGUGGAGAUAUCCUUCCCUUAUCCCACUCUUUUUUCUUCUUGGCUGGAAUGUACACAUGAUAACUGGAGCUGGAGCAUCCAUACCAUACCCCAAAAUAACCUUGGAAAAGGAAGCCACACAUAGCAAAUCAGCAAAAUUGAAAGGAGUCUGGGGGCUGUAUACUGUCCAGCACUCUACCAGUCCUGACCUGACACCUCUGGACUUUUCGGUGAGAAACUGUGUCUUCGUCAUUUAUGCCACUGUUAUUUUGAACUUUCUAGUACUAGCACCAACCCUAAUCAGUGAUCCAAAGAAACCCUGAUGGCUGAAUACCUAAGCAUUGCUUUCCAGUCAAUUUUAUCAGUCAUAAGGCUGGUAUUUUCAUUUCUGUCUGACUCCUGCAUUUUAUUUCUCAUUUGUUUCUAAACAUAUCAAGGAAAAGGGCAUGAUUAAUUAUCACCUGCUAAAAACCUUAAUGAUUAUCGCCAAUAGUGAAAAACAUAACUGUGAGAAUGACUUCCAUGUGUAUAACCAAAAGUCAUACAAGGAAACAAAUUGUAAAAUUUUUGCUAUAUACCUGCUGUACUUCAAGGCUUGUGAAGUUAUGCUUCAAAACUUCAAACAGCCUCACUUCAUGUAUUAACAACAUGAAAAUAACCCUGUCAACACCACCAAAGGCGACGGGAGUUUUAUAAUUCCAUUUAAACUUCUGGAGAGGCAAACAUCUCUAACUUCCUUCCUUAAAGCAAGAGUGUUGCAAAAACAAAGCUACUACGGAAGUUUAUUAGACUUUGUGAAAGCUAAAAUAAUUACUUGGGCCCUAUAAUUUCUUUUUCUAGUACGUUUAGACCCUACCACCAGGAGACGCUGUGCUUUCAAAGUUAUAUCAUAGGGACCCAUGUUAUAUAUAACACUCCUGUAUGAUAUCAUAAGUAGGACAGUUGUACAUUUUAAGUGAAUGAAAUGUAUGGUAUGAGAAUUAUAUCUCAAUAAAACUGUUAAAAUAAUAACUAUGUUAGGGUUUGUGUAUUCACAUAACAUUAUCAGGAAUGGUUCCAUGUGAAUAGAUGAUACUAGAGUACCCAUAAAAUGCCCCAAACUACAAAUGUGCAGUGUCUAAAACAGAAUGAGUUUUUCCUCCAAACUCAUCAUUUCUCCCUGCCAACCUUCCUCUAUAACUGAUUUCUCUGAAGCAGUCCUGCUUUUUGUAAGGCAGCUUGUAUCUCUCAUUUUACAAUGGCCUUUCUCCUCCUCACAAGGGCUUCUAGUAACUGAGCUACUUAAGAGGCAAUAAGGAAACGGUCAGAAGGAACGUGAGUGGCUCACUGUGUGAUGCUCCCGAUACCCUUUCCUUCUUCCUCCUGCUCCGUAGCUACUGAAUAUCACCGUCUGUGUAUCAGAAAUACUCCAGUGAGGACACGAGCGGCAUCCUCCAUCGUGAUGUCUCUUCCAAAGACAGAACUCACUGAAUACAGACCCUUGGAGUUUUUUGUACUCACACACAAGUUUAUUCUUAAAUAGCAAUGUCGCCUGGAAAUCAGAUUCCUAAAGUAAGCGUUGGAGACUCUUCCAAGUCUUUUCUAGGUACUGAGUUAACUGCAUUUACUUAAUUGCCAUGUUCCUAAGAAAGUUGACACUUCUACUUUUGAGAGCAAACAUUAAAAGAUAUACUUCUGCUUGACUGUUAUCCCAAUAUAAAAAACAUAUAAAUUUUUUAAAAUUAUAAAUUAGUAUAAAAUUAGAAUUUUAAAAGGUGUUAUGUGUCUUCAUGGAAUUAAAACAUAAAAAUGGCUCUGAAGUCAAUUUCCACUGAAUUCACUAAGAAUGUGGAAACGUGUACCUUGGAAACUGUUUUGGCCCAAGGAUAACAAAGAUCAUACUUGGAGGACAAAACUUUUCAAAUCUUCUUUUUUAAAUUAAUGUUUUUAAAUUUCAAAUUAAUAUUCACAAAAUAUCAGUGGCUGACAGAUUUUGUUCUUGGCUAAAUGGAAAAUUUUGCCUUAAUUGAAGUGAAUAUUCAGAGAUUAUUUUUCUCCCUCCCUGUUUUCAAUAUUAAGCCCCAAUACUGCCUAACUCUGAAGCAUAAGGCAGGAGUGGAUUAAGUACGUCAAUAGGAGACUAAUUUGCAUAGAACAGAGGAUUUUAUCUUAAACUCAGGAAGAUCUCAUUUAAAAAGGGGGAAAAAAAUCUCCCAAAGUUGUUUUCAUUCCCUUGAGUGUUCAAAUAAUGUUCUCUUUGUGUAACAUAUUCCUUAUUACAUAUUCCUCUCCAGUGUGUUAUUGUUCAGCAAGUUACUGAACCUCUCUGACUCUGAAUUCCCUUUUCUGGAUACAGCAUUUUCAGGAGAAUCAAAUAAGUUAACACUUGUAAAGCGUUUAAACAAUGAUGCAGCACUAAGAUAGCUAUAACCAAAAAGACAACUACAAGUGUUGACAGGGAUGUGGAGAAAUUAGAACCUUGUAUAUUGCUGGUAGAGUUGUAAAAUUACACAACUACUUUGUAAAGCCAUUUGGUUAGUUCCUUAAAAUGUUAUACAUAGAGUAACCACAUGUCCCAGUAACUCCAUUCCUAGGUAACAAACCCAAGAGAAACGAAAACAUGUCCCACCAAAAAUUGUAUGCAACCUUUAUAGUGGCAUUAUUGGUAAUAGCCCAAAAGUAGACACAACCUAAAUGUCCACUGACUGAUGAAUGAAUAAACAAAAUGUGGUAUCCAUAUCACAGCAUA
This is a messenger RNA of Balaenoptera musculus (blue whale), 4063 nucleotides long. RefSeq names its product histone-lysine N-methyltransferase SETMAR. Gene Ontology annotation, cellular component: nucleus. The record is from RefSeq and is a predicted model, not a curated record. The transcript has 2 exons. Gene Ontology annotation, molecular function: zinc ion binding; protein binding; histone H3K9 methyltransferase activity. NCBI's taxonomy places the organism in Eukaryota, Metazoa, Chordata, Mammalia, Artiodactyla, Balaenopteridae. The coding region runs from base 92 to 1012 and encodes 306 amino acids.